AUGGAAGAAGAGCUUGCUGCUGAACAUGGUAAUCAGCAUUGCGAAGAAGAGGAUAGGAUGUCCAGAGAAACCCCUAGAUGGUCCGUUGGCUCGGCAUCAUCUAGCUGUAAGAGGAGGAAGCGGCAAGAAGGGAAGAGCAAGGAUAGUGGAACAAGUGAUUCUUUUCUGGACAUGUUACAUGAAGUCCAAGGUGAUCUAAAGGGUGUGUCCAGUAAUGUUGGAAAAAUGGCAGAAGCACUGGACCGUAAGGUUGCAAUUCAAGAGAAGGCGAUGAAUGAAAAUCCACAACAGAUGUUAAGGGAGAAGGCUGUAGCAGAGUUGCGUAAGCUGGGGUUUACUGGGAUAGAACAAAUCAAAGAUGCUACUGUAUUUGUGAAAUCGCCAGAUCAAAUGAAUAUGCUGCUAACCCUUGACCAGUCUUUGUGGAGGGAGCUCAUUCUAAAUAUGCUUAACGUGCUUGCUGUUGGAGGUGGAAAAGGAAUGUUGACAGUGUCUUUGCAUUUGCAUAUGCAUUGA
Miscanthus lutarioriparius is the source of this 516-nucleotide messenger RNA. NCBI's taxonomy places the organism in Eukaryota, Viridiplantae, Streptophyta, Magnoliopsida, Poales, Poaceae. The record is from the annotation of a GenBank genome assembly.